AUGGCUACCCCUAGUGUCCUCACUUUUGACGCUGAGGGUCGGGCCAUUGACUUUGAGGUCUGGGUAGAUGACCUACAGCUGUUCUUACAGUGCGAUAGGGCGGACGGCCUCUCUCUCUUUGACCUCACCUCUGGCGCUUCCCCUGCCCCUGCUGCUGAUGCUGACGCCACUGUUCGCUCCCAGUGGGCCACGCGCGAUGCUGCUGCACGUCUUGCUGUGCGUCGCCACCUCCCUACCUCCGAGCGUGCGCACUUUAGUCAGUACAAGAGUGCUCAGACCUUGUACGCCGCUGUAGUCGCGCGCUACUCCUCCCCUUCCACUGCUGCACUGAGCCGUCUCAUGCUGCCGUACCUCUUCCCUAACCUUGCUUCUUUUCCCACCGUUGCUGACCUCAUUACGCACCUCCGCACUAGUGACACUCGCUACCGCGCUGCACUUCCUGCUGACUUCUGCACCGCGAACCCCCCCCCCAUGUACAUCACUCUGUACUUCCUAGUCACUCGCCUCCCUGACUCCCUUCGAGUAGUCAGGGACCACUUUCUCUCAGUCUGUCCCACCACACUCACUGUAGACCUCCUCGAGAAGGCCCUCCUCGCGAUAGAAAAGAGCAUAGUCGCUGUAGGAGCCUCUCGAGGUGACCCGCGCACCCCCAUCUUUGAGGGGUGUUCUCCCUCCCCCCUGCUGCCCUCUGUUGCCUCUGCUGCUUCGGCCGACCUUCUUGGUCUUGAGUCGGUCGGUGCGGCGUCUGCCCCUAGCGGGAGACGCCGCCCUGGCAAGGGCAAGGGGGGCAAGGGAGCUGGAGGAGCGGGCGGUGGAGGUGGAGGUGGAGGCAGUGGGGGGAGUGGGGGUAGCGGUGGAGGUGGAGGUGGGGGUGGGGGGUUCGGUGGCGGCAGUGGAGGCGGAGGCCGCGGCGGCGGUGGCGGUGGUAGCGGAGGUGGCGGAGGAGGCGGCGGUGGAGGAGGCGGUGGAGGCGGCGGCGGCAGUGGAGGCAGCGGAGGCGGUGGAGGCGGUGGGGGUGGCGGUGGAGCUGGUCGCGGGUCUUUGCAGAGGAGUGGCUCCGGUGGUGGCUCGCGCCAGCAGCAGCAGCGUGGUCGUGCGACCCUGUCCCCUCAACAGCUCCGUGAGUGGUACACUGCACGCCAGCGGGGUGGGGGUUUUGGUCCGUGUACCUACGUCCUGCGCACCGGCGACCGUGCGGGUGAGCAGUGUGGGGGUGCGCACCCCACUCCGCGCUGCUUUGGCCGCCUGACGGACGCAUGGCGUCACCAGUUCCCGGAGGCCUCCGAGAUCCCUCGCUGGGACGAGCUGUCUAGGGCGGGGGUUGCCAUCUUUGAUCUGGACUUUGAUGCUAUUCUCUCUGCCAUGUAUGCUGUGUCUAUUAGUGAUGAGGGUGACUGUUACCGGUGUUUCCAGCCCGAUCCGGGCAUUGAGACUGUUGCUCUAGGUACUGGUGAGGCUGCUGCCCUAGGUGCUUACGACGCUGCUGCUCCAGGUGCUGGUGUGUCUGCGUCCUCAGGUACUGGUGAGUCUGCUCUCUCAGGUACCGCGUCGGCUUCGGCCUCUCUCACCUUCACUCUUGACUCUGGGGCGUCUCGCUCCUUCUUUCGGGACCGCACCACACUCACGCCGCUUAGUCGGCCGGUUGCGGUGUCUCUGGCUGACCCCUCUGGGGGUCCGGUCCUGUCUCGUUUCUCCACAGUCCUCCCGUGUCCGGCGGCUCCCUCUGGCACCCUGUCUGGUCUCUACCUCCCCUCGUUCUCGACGAACCUGGUCUGGUCCUGA
Molecule: messenger RNA, 1782 nt
Organism: Closterium sp. Naga37s-1
Lineage: Eukaryota; Viridiplantae; Streptophyta; Zygnematophyceae; Desmidiales; Closteriaceae
Source: the annotation of a GenBank genome assembly